UCUGCAUUGCAUUACGAGGCGGGUAGUGUUCGCUUACUAACUUGGUGACUUGGUCACUCAGUGAGUGUGCCUCGGUCUAAGGAGCCCCCGAUACCGCUGCGUAGUUGCAUAAUUCACUUAUGCGACCAUUGCGUGACUUAUUAAACUUUGGUAUCGGUAACCGUCGCACCCGAUGCAGAUCAGACAGAAGUCAUACAAGAGUCGUAACACGAAAAUGACUUGAUCAUGGGUUAUCAGCGGAUCGAAGAACGACAUCUAAUCGGCGACGCAGUGAAUUGCGAGUGUAUCGAGGGAUAUACGAAAAAAAAGUGAAAAAAAAAAAGAAAUUAGUGUCGACUUACGUGAACAAGGUGUGAUUUUGUGAAUUUCCGUUUUUCUCAUCAAAUUCAAAAUCUAAUACCGAGAGCCGAUGUGAACGGUGAAACUAUUGACAGUGAGUGAAGAUUCUUUUAUCGUGGUAAUAUUUGGAUAAAUAAAAAAGCCUGCGAGUGAUUUCGUUGGAUCGGAUGUCUGAGCAAAGCUGGAAAGUAAAUAAAAUUGCGUGAGUGUAAGCUUGUCAAACUCUAUAGUAUUUCUUGUGAGAUAAACGGACGAUACGUGCAAUAAUUCGAGACGGUCCAUUCGGCAUUUUCAUAGACAAGAGUGAUAAGCGUCAAAGACGUAAAUAGAGAUUGACUUGCGAAUAAAGAGUGUCGUUACGGUGAAUUAAUGCAGUGUGGGCUAUCGUGCGAAACUCAAGGCAACCAAGUAACAACAAACGUAUCGGUUAAAGGGCGUUAAGCCAAGAGUCUCUGGGAACGUUUGCAAACGAUUGAAUAACGUGUAGUUAAGAAUUGUCGGAUCGACGAAGUAAUAGAAAACAUUAACGAAGGUGUCCGAUGAUUUUUUGAGAAAAGAGAAAAAAAAAUUUUCAUCAAUCAACAAAAUUAUUUUUUUGAUUUUUUUUUUUUUUUUAACAAUCUCAAUUCAAAAUUCACCACUCUUUGGAUGGUUCACGAAAAUCUGUCAGUCUAAGGAUGUCUGACAGUUCGGAUCAACUGUCAUCACUAAGUAGCGACUGUAACAGUCAGAUGGGUGCAGUGCACCGUAACGUAGGUUCCCCGGGACCUUACAACGGAUCGCCUAUGACGAGUCUACCGCUAAAUCAUCAUCCCCAUACGCAAAACUUAACGCCAACGUCGACGGGAAGUCCGCAGUAUCGGCAAGAGUUGAAUAGCUGCAACCCAACGAGCGUCAGUCAGAAUAUAGGAAAUCUUACGGGACUUUCGCUGGGCGCGAGCAGCAGUAAUUUCACGCCCGAACAGAUAUCCUGCAUGUGCGAGGCACUGUCGCAGAGUCAAGACAUCGAGAAGCUUACGAGGUUCCUCUGGUCUCUGCCACCUGGUGAGCUUCUACGGGGUGGCGAGAGUGUCCUGAUGGCCAGGGCGGCCGUAGCAUUUCACAGAGGUGCCUACCACGAGUUAUACUCAAUCCUGGAGAGUCAUCCUUUCUCACCUCGUCGUCAUCCGGAGCUCCAGCAGAUGUGGUUCAAGUCCCAUUAUCGCGAGGCCGAGAAGGUACGGGGUCGUCCUCUGGGCGCAGUGGACAAGUAUCGUCUGAGAAAGAAGUAUCCCUUGCCAAAGACAAUCUGGGACGGCGAGGAGACCGUGUACUGCUUCAAGGAGAGAUCUAGGAACGCGUUAAAGGAGUGUUACAUGAGAAACAGAUACCCGACGCCGGACGAGAAGAAAAAUUUAGCCAAGAAGACGGGACUGACGUUGACCCAGGUUUCGAAUUGGUUCAAGAACCGUCGGCAGAGGGACCGUACGCCUCAGACGAGAUCGGACAUGCUGCCGCUAAAUUGUCAGGGUACCGGCAAUGGAAAUUCCGUGAACGGUACCGUGGGCAGCAGCCAUGCCGGACACCAGUCGUUACAGUCAAUCGAUUCCGGAAGUCCGAACCUGGCCAUGUCACCGUUAUCAACAAUGGCUAUGUCGCCAGUGGGGAUGAAUCCGUGCAGUCCGAUGGGGAUGAGUCCCAUGGGACCCCAUCAUCACGGAUACGCUACUCCGGUGACGCCAUCGUCGGUUCACACAGCUCAUCCGCAUAAUGGCGGUCUUAGUCCCAUGAACGACGUGAAGGCUUUGUGCUACGGACGCGGAGUUUAUGAGAGUGGGAAAGACGUUGAACAGAGUUCCGUCUAUUACUCCAGUCAUUCUGGUAUGCAUCAUCAGUACUACCAACCGACUCAUCAUCAGAUGAUGACAGGAUCCCACCACCAUCAUCAUCAUCAUCAUCAGCAAGGAAUGCCUACGGGUUACGAGAUCAUGCUACCACCGCCUCAGCACUCCAUGUGACCCAUGGACUGCGAUGGCGUUCACGAGGACCAGGUCGAAGGUCAAUCCGGCGAUGACGUUCUCGCGCGUAUUCACGCCUUCGCUUAAUCGAUUGGCUUCUGCGUGAUCCUGGUCAAGAGAGUCAGCAGGACCUGCCAGUAUUCAAGACGUCCUUUGUCCUGCAUUUCGGACCACGUCGCAUCGAGCCAAGCUCGUUGGCGCCUUCGGCAGAUAAUAAACGGAACUGUGCUCUAGCUGUUACGUUCUCGGAACCGGUGUUUAUGGAAUCUCAAAGUUGUCGCGACACGAGAGAAGUUUCUUUAAAAUUAUUUAAAAAAACUUAAUAUACCCUUACGAGGUCGUAUUACAAAUUUUCAACAUUUUUUCAAAGAGACUUUGUCGCGAAUUACUUCGCAGUCUAUUGGUACUUUAUUAGCCUUAUCUGAUAUGUAUUUACAUUACUGGGUGAAAACGCACCCAUAUUUACUUCUGAGCCAAUGGCUGACCCAGGAACUUCGUGAAAAGAUUGGGAGGAGCUAGAAACUGGUUUCUCCUCUGCACCCUCUUAGUCCUUCUAUCCUGUUUAAGAUGGCGCUCGUGUAUGUAUGUAUGUAUGUAGAGUAUCAGCUGCGUAAUUGAACUUACGAUAAUGGCGGCAAAUUUAAACAGCGUAAUUCGAUAUUCGACAAGUAAUUGAACGGUAAUUAAUUUGUGAAUGGCCAAUGUUGAAAUUAUGA
Cephus cinctus (wheat stem sawfly) is the source of this 3052-nucleotide messenger RNA. It is a transcript of the gene Six4, whose product is annotated as homeobox protein SIX2. The record is from RefSeq and is a predicted model, not a curated record. Gene Ontology annotation, molecular function: RNA polymerase II cis-regulatory region sequence-specific DNA binding; DNA-binding transcription factor activity, RNA polymerase II-specific. The coding region runs from base 1017 to 2336 and encodes 439 amino acids. Gene Ontology annotation, biological process: regulation of transcription by RNA polymerase II. NCBI's taxonomy places the organism in Eukaryota, Metazoa, Arthropoda, Insecta, Hymenoptera, Cephidae. Gene Ontology annotation, cellular component: transcription regulator complex; nucleus. The transcript has 4 exons.